AUGAAAGUAGUAAACUACGCCGCCUGGAUCCCCUCCCAAGGCGCCCAGCUGGAGGUGGCUGACGCGCCUUUCCCCACCGACCUCGCCGACGACGAGGUCGUCAUCAAGAACAAGGCCGUCGCCGUCAACCCGGUCGACUGGAAGAUCCAAUCGGCGACCAAUCCAAUCUUCAACAUCAAAUACCCCACCGUUCUCGGCUCCGACGUCGCAGGCGAGGUCAUUCAAGUCGGCGCGGGAGUAAAGCACCUGAAGAAGGGCGACCGCGCCAUCGCCCACGCCCUAGGCCUCUACGCCGGCAGCCCCGCGUAUGGCGGUUUCCAGCUGUACCCGAAGGUCAAGGCCGUCACGGCAUCCCGGAUCCCGGAGGACGUCCCGUUCGAGCAGGCCGUCGUGCUGCCGCUCUCCGUCUCGACCGCCGCGGCCGGGCUGUACCUGAGCGACACGCUGGGGCUGGGGCCGCCCAAAGUGCCGGCCACCGGAGGUGUCAGCGGCUACAAGAAGGAGACGCUGCUCCUGUGGGGCGGGUCGUCGUCGGUCGGCAGCUCCGUCGUCCAGCUGGCCGUCGCGUCCGGGUACGCCGUCGUGGCCACCGCGUCGCCCGCCAACUACGACUACGUCAAGUCGCUCGGCGCCACCCUCGUGCUCGACUACCACAACCCGGAUAUCGUGGCCAUCCUGACGGGGCUCCUGGAGGCGUCCGGCACGCGCCUCGUCGGCGCGUACGACGCCAUCGGGUCUGACGGUACCGUGCGCUCCAGCGCGGCUGUCGUGGGCGCGCUGGGCGGGGGCAAGGUCGCGAGCGUCGGGGCCGCGCCUGAGGACGUCGGGGAGGGCGUCAAGGUCGUGAGGAUUGGGGCGGCGAACCUUGUCUCACGCGAGCCUGAGGUCGCGCGGGCGAUCUGGGGCGAGUACGUACCCGCUGCGCUGGAGGCGGGGAGCCUGCUGCCGCGGCCUAGGGAGCUGGUUGUUGGUCGGGGGUUGUACUUUGUCCAGAAUGGCCUUGAUACUAACAAGGCUGGGGUGAGCGCGGCGAAGGUGGUUAUCACUCUCUGA
Molecule: messenger RNA, 1053 nt
Organism: Diaporthe amygdali
Lineage: Eukaryota; Fungi; Ascomycota; Sordariomycetes; Diaporthales; Diaporthaceae
Product: zinc-binding oxidoreductase
Exons: 1
Coding region: 1-1053 (350 amino acids)
Molecular function (GO): oxidoreductase activity, acting on NAD(P)H
Source: RefSeq, a predicted model, not a curated record